AUGAGGGUGGGAGCGCUGGCUUUCCUGGCUCUGGCCGCCAGCCUCUUUGCCGAGGUGACCGGCGGUCGCAUCUCCGGACGCAGGAAACACAAGGAGGUGUUCCUCGGGGAAAACAGCAAGUUCAAGUUUGGAGGGCGUAUUGACUACAAGCUGAAGAGGCAGGACAGCACCAAAACGCUGCUAAUAAAAAGUGAACAGCUGCUGAGGAUCGAAGAGCAAGACUUUGCCAUGAGACCCGGCUUUGGAGGUGCAGCCAUCCCCGUGGGCAUCGAUGUGCAGGUGGAGAGCAUCGACAGCAUCUCAGAGGUCAACAUGGACUUCACCAUGACUCUGUACCUGAGACACUACUGGAAGGACGAGCGUCUGUCCUUCCCGUCCCGCACCAACCAGAGCAGAACCUUCGACUCUCGACUGGUGAAGAAGAUCUGGGUUCCCGACGUCUUCUUCGUCCACUCCAAACGCUCCUUCAUCCACGACACCACCAUGGAGAACAUCAUGCUGCGAGUUUACCCCGACGGGAACAUCCUCUACAGCGUCAGGGUCACUGUUACAGCUCUCUGCUCGAUGGAUUUCAGCAGCUUCCCUCUGGACACACAGAACUGCUCGCUGGAGCUGGAGAGCUAUGCGUACAAUGAGAACGACCUGAUGCUUUACUGGAAGAACGGGAACGACUCUCUGAGGACGGAUGAAAUCGUCUUGUCUCAGUUCUUCAUUGAACACUUCCAAGCCUCCAGCGGCCUGGCUUUCUACAGCAGCACCGGUUGGUACAAUCGGUUGUUCAUUAACUUCAUCCUGCGGAGGCACAUCUUCUUCUUCAUGCUGCAGACCUACUUCCCCACCAUGCUCAUGGUCGUGCUGUCCUGGGUCUCCUUCUGGAUCGACAGGAGGGCGGUGCCUGCACGAGUCUCUCUGGGUAUAACCACGGUGCUCACCAUGUCCACCAUCAUCACAGGAGUGUCCUCCUCCAUGCCUCAGGUGUCCUAUGUGAAAGCGGUGGACAUCUACCUGUGGACCAGCUUCCUGUUCGUCUUCCUGUCCGUCAUCGAGUACGCGGCGGUGAACUACUGCACCACUCUGGAGGAGAUGAGGAAGAUGAAGAGGGGGAAGAUCCCAUCCACCUUCAACGCCAGCCAGGCGAUGGCCUUCGACGGCUGCUUCCACGACAAUGACAUGGAGCUGACCCCGUUCCCCCGGAUGACCCCCACCCUGACCUCUGACCCUCUCACCACGCCGAGCCUAACCCCCGACAUCCGGCCCACAGGGGGAACUCGCCUCCGCCGGCAGCGCUCGGUGCGAGAGCACGUGGACCUGCUGGUGAGCAACAGCUACAUGAUCGACUCGUACUCCCGCCUGGCCUUCCCUCUGUCCUACCUGCUCUUCAACACCAUCUACUGGUGCCUGUACUCAUGACGCCUGACUCAGGUUCCUCCAGGGGCCCUUCACUGGAUCAACCCUCGACCUCAGGGGCCCCUGCUCCUGCAUCCAGCUCCUGCUUCACUCAUCACUUUCAUUGCAAAAGAGAUUCACAUGCGACCUCUCGAGUCCCUCAGUCGUUAGGAACCUGCUUUUUUUUUAUUAAUCUGUACAUGUGGCUCUUUUUUCUGCAUCAUUUUACUAAGUGUAUUCAAAAGCUUUAUUUUCCCAUAGUUAUUAGACUUAUGUUGAAUGUCUUAGCGACAGGGAAAUACUGAAUUUACAUCAAACGUUUGUGAAAAUGUGCUUUUCUUGAAAAUAUAACU
This is a messenger RNA of Pleuronectes platessa (European plaice), 1739 nucleotides long. Its product is annotated as gamma-aminobutyric acid receptor subunit rho-3. Gene Ontology annotation, biological process: chemical synaptic transmission; signal transduction; nervous system process. Gene Ontology annotation, molecular function: neurotransmitter receptor activity; GABA-A receptor activity; extracellular ligand-gated monoatomic ion channel activity. The transcript is spliced from 10 exons. Lineage: Eukaryota; Metazoa; Chordata; Actinopteri; Pleuronectiformes; Pleuronectidae. The coding region runs from base 1 to 1410 and encodes 469 amino acids. Gene Ontology annotation, cellular component: membrane; GABA-A receptor complex; neuron projection. The record is from RefSeq and is a predicted model, not a curated record.